Messenger RNA from Caenorhabditis briggsae, 297 nucleotides. The record is from RefSeq and is a predicted model, not a curated record. The transcript is spliced from 2 exons. Bases 1 to 297 code for a protein of 98 amino acids. Lineage: Eukaryota; Metazoa; Nematoda; Chromadorea; Rhabditida; Rhabditidae.
AUGGAAGUGGAUCCACCAAAUACCGCACUAUCUCCGACCACUGUGGUACACCCAAGUCAUAUUCCGAAACUGAUAAAACGUAACGCUAUUGAAGAUAAGGAAAAAAUCACAGUCGCAGAUGGACAAGAAUAUCUUAAGAGACAAAGGGAAGAUGACUGGAUAGAAAAUCGUGUAGCAAGGAACCGCGUCGAAAGAAGACAAGCUGGAAAAAUAAUCAAGAAACAUAAACGCGAGCUAGAAAAGAAGCAGGAGAAGCUCCGCGAUGAAAUGGAAGAAUUACAUCUGGACAAAAUUUAA